AUGAAAAACAAGAUCAGCUCUUCAAGUGUUGCAUUCAUCCUCCUCACCCUAGCCCUAACAUGGGCUCAAAAGGAGCCACAAUUCGUUGACAACCGCAGCACAAUUGUGCAUUUGUUUGAAUGGACCUGGAAGGAGAUUGCACGGGAAUGUGAGGAAUUUUUAGGACCCCAAGGAUAUGGCGGUGUACAGAUUUCACCACCCAACGAAGUUAUAGUGGCGGACAACAAUCCCUGGUGGGCCCGCUAUCAACCAGUCUCUUAUAAACUCACCUCAAGAUCAGGUUCGGAAGCCGAUUUGGCUGAUAUGAUAAGACGCUGCAAUCAGGUGGGUGUACGCACCUAUGUUGACAUAGUUGUCAACCAUAUGUCGGGUUAUAAAGAUGGCGACACCUUGGGUACUGCCGGUUCUGUGGCCAAUUAUGGUGAACGUAGUUGGCCUGCAGUACCUUAUGGUCCCAGCGAUUUCCAUCCAACUUGUGAUAUCUCAAAUUAUCAAGAUCCCCUACAAGUAAGGAAUUGUCAAUUGGCUUCAUUGGCUGAUCUUAAUCAGACGGUGCCACAUGUUCGCGAUAUGAUUGUUGAGUAUUUGGAUCAUUUCACGGAUUUGGGAGUGGCUGGUUUUCGCAUGGACGCCGCCAAACAUAUGUGGCCCGGGGAUUUGGAAGUUAUUUAUGGCCGUCUUAAGGAUUUGAAUGUGGAUUUUGGUUUCCCUGCCAAUACCAAACCUUAUAUCUAUCAGGAAGUCAUUGAUUUGGGAGGUGAAGAGAUUAAGAAAAGCGAAUACAAUCACUUGGGUGCUGUAACUGAAUUCAAAUUUUCCACUGACAUUGGUUUGGUGUUCCGCAACAAAAUCCCCUUGAAAUCAUUGGAGAAUUGGGGCCCUGAAUGGAAUAUGCUGCCAUCGGAAGAUGUCAUUGUCUUCGUAGAUAAUCAUGACAAUCAACGUGGCCAUGGAGCUGGUGGUGCCGACAUACUUACACACAAAGUUCCUGAGCUGUAUAAACCUGCUGUGGCCUUUAUGUUGGCUCAUCCUUACGGCAAAGUUGCCAGAGUUAUGAGUUCUUUUGCUUUUGCCAAUAGUGACCAAGGACCUCCGGCCGAUGAAAAUGGAAAUAUUAAGGACCCCAGCUUUUUGCCCAAUAAUCAAUGUGAUACCGACAGUUCGGGUUGGGUAUGCGAACAUCGUUGGCCAGAAAUUGUAGAAAUGGUAAAAUUCCGUAAUUUUGUCAAUGAUGCCCCCUUGGAGAAUUGGUGGGAUAAUGAGAAUAAACAGGUGGCCUUUUCACGUGGCAACAAGGGAUUUGUUGCCUUCAAUCAGGACUUGGAUAAUGAGUUGCAGGCUAAUUUACAAACCGGUUUAGCUAAAGGUGAAUACUGCGAUGUCAUUUCUGGUGGCAAAGUUGACAAUCAAUGUAAAGGACAUAAAGUGGUGGUGUCAGAAGAUGGUUCGGCUAACAUUGAACUUGGCAAGGGACCUCAAUGGUUGGCUAUUUCCAAUCAAUCGAAAUUGUUGUAA
This is a messenger RNA of Musca vetustissima, 1515 nucleotides long. RefSeq names its product alpha-amylase A-like. Gene Ontology annotation, molecular function: cation binding; alpha-amylase activity. NCBI's taxonomy places the organism in Eukaryota, Metazoa, Arthropoda, Insecta, Diptera, Muscidae. The record is from RefSeq and is a predicted model, not a curated record. The transcript has 3 exons. Gene Ontology annotation, biological process: carbohydrate metabolic process. Bases 1 to 1515 code for a protein of 504 amino acids.